Messenger RNA from Capronia epimyces CBS 606.96, 372 nucleotides. RefSeq names its product tubulin binding cofactor A. The transcript is spliced from 3 exons. The record is from RefSeq and is a predicted model, not a curated record. Gene Ontology annotation, cellular component: cytosol; microtubule cytoskeleton. Gene Ontology annotation, molecular function: beta-tubulin binding. Bases 1 to 372 code for a protein of 123 amino acids. Lineage: Eukaryota; Fungi; Ascomycota; Eurotiomycetes; Chaetothyriales; Herpotrichiellaceae. Gene Ontology annotation, biological process: tubulin complex assembly; post-chaperonin tubulin folding pathway.
AUGGCUCCCUCCCAAAUCCAGAUCGCCACCUCCUCGCUCCAGCGACUGCUGAAGGAAGAAGCGUCGUACUACAAAGAGCAGGUGCAGCAGGAGGUGCGCAUCGCCAAGUUGGAAAAGGAGGGCGCUGGAGGUGGAGCUGACGACGAGGACGGCAACCGAGAAUUCCAGUUGAAGCAGGAGAAACGAGCGCUCGAAGAGACAAAAGCCAUUAUCCCUACGAUCAGGGAGCGCAUCACCAGCGCGCGAGAGAAACUGGAGAGUGUCCUGGACACCGCCACGAAUGACGAGGAACGCAGUAAGGCCGUUGAGGUCUUGAAAUCGGCCAAGGAGGCGCAGAAGGACGAUCCGGUGGCAGGACAGCAGACCUCAUGA